Messenger RNA from Talpa occidentalis (Iberian mole), 888 nucleotides. RefSeq names its product transmembrane epididymal protein 1A-like. Lineage: Eukaryota; Metazoa; Chordata; Mammalia; Eulipotyphla; Talpidae. The coding region runs from base 1 to 888 and encodes 295 amino acids. The transcript has a single exon. The record is from RefSeq and is a predicted model, not a curated record.
AUGGGCACCUUCGGGGGACAUGUGAUGCCAGGGGUGUUCUUUCUCCUUUUCUCACUCUACUACUCAGUGCUGAUGUCCUUGGCCCUGCUACGGGGACAGAGUUUCCUCAAACCUCCUCUGCCCCCACGGGAGAAGCGAAGACACAGUUGGUGGCAGCUAAUACCUGUGGAAGGAGUGAUAAAGGUGACCACCACCCUGCUUGGCAUCCUCCUCGAGUUGUUCUACCCCCCAGGAGCAAAUCGGUUGAUGAUAGUAGACUGGGAGGACCCUCAGCGGCCUUUUGUAUUCAAGGACAACUGGCAGCAUAUCACCAUGUACAUGUUCUUCCUGGCCAGUGGCGUGGUGGACACGGUGAGCCAGUCCUUUCAGGCACGACAGAAUAUAAAGCUGGAGCGAGCAGCUGAGGCCCUGGCCUUCUGGGUGCUGGCACUGCUGAUGAUGAGCCACGUUGAGAACAAGAGCCUCAUGGAGAUUCGAGUGCACACCUUCUUCAUCGUGCCCACCAUCCUGGUUAGCCUGGUGCUUACCAUUGAGGUCUGGGUGCCUGACCAGCCCCCACUCUGGGUGCUGAAAUGCUGGAUGGGGCUGGUGCUUAGCAACUGGUUAUUGCAGCUCAGCGUGUUGAUGUAUGUUCCUCCCUCUGGGCAGCCCUGGCGAGCAGAAAACCCCAUCGACCUGGCCUUCCUCUCCACCUUCUUCUGUUGGCAUCUGGGUUUGGGGGCUGCUCUGCUGGCUGCAGUCUAUGGUCUCUGCAGCCUCUGGCACCAUCGCUGCUCUUCCUGGACAGAGGCCCUGGAGGCCAAGUACCAGCCAUGCCCUACAGGCUACAGGGACGAGGAGCUUGAGAAACUCAGGGAAGAGACUAAGCUGCAGGAUGGGGACGUCUAG